UUUUUUUUAAAAAAAACAAAAUAACGAAGUAUGAAUAAUUUCGUAAAUCAAAUAAAUUUUAAUGACCUACGCUCAUUCCUUAAUAUAAAUGAACAAGCACGAAUACUUGCAAAUAAAGUUAGGGACGGAACAAUUUCGCAAAUGUUAACCGGGAAAGAAUUUCUUAAGUUUUGCUUAGAAAAUAAAUUGCGAUCAGAUAAUCAACGGGAUAUAAUUGAUCUUGAUUCGACUACGAAUGAAAUUUGGAACUCACGCUUAACUAUUUCACAAAAAAAAAUGUUUACGAGCUUUGCGGAUAAUGUGAACAAAAAUCGAAAUUCUGAUACCAUUGAAUCAAUCGCUCGAAUUAAUACGCCACAAAAUACAAAAUCUGAAUUUGAAAAUUUCUUUUUUAAUGGAACAAGCUUUUAUGAUGACAAAAGUCUCGAUUCUUCGAUCUUACCUUUAGGUGUCGUUUAAUAGGUUUGUUUAUAGAGGGUCUUUUCGAUAAAAAUUUCACUUUCGCGUUACAUAUAGAUUUUAAAUUCAUUUAUCUCAUUAUUACCUUCAAAUUAAUAUUUUGAGUUUUAAAAUAUAGAAUAAAUUCGACAAUUUUACAAAUUUAAAUUUUUAUGAAUAAGUAAAU
This is a messenger RNA of Rhizophagus irregularis DAOM 181602=DAOM 197198, 625 nucleotides long. The record is from RefSeq and is a predicted model, not a curated record. Lineage: Eukaryota; Fungi; Glomeromycota; Glomeromycetes; Glomerales; Glomeraceae.